UAUUUAAUGAGAUAAAGGGAUAACAAAUAAUGAAACACAUACAUUUGAAUGAUCAAUUUGACAGCGGCACAUAAACAAAGAGUUUAAGUGCGGUUCGUAUAAACCUCAUUUGGAUUUGCCUCCGAAAGUUUCCUUUUAUGCAUUCAAAAUGUCACUUUAGCCGAAGUUGAGUAACAAUAUAAUCAGCCGACUCUGUCCGAGCUUCCGAAAAGGCCGGUAAGCCCCGCUCAAUACGGCUCUUAUCAUGUUUCCACAAAAGCACGACAAACAAGACACUUAUCCAUUUGGAAUUGAAGAAUUCCUCCCGGGCAGCUGUGCAAACAUUUCUUUACUCGCAUGUACGCGGUAGGCGGGUUACGUCACGGCGGGAGGCCUUUCGUCAAGUUCGUAAACGCAGUGUGCCAAUUCGUCACAAAUUAAAAUCUCCCUUUUCCCAUCGGUAGUAAAAAUGAGUUUCGGACUGUAUUCGUCUCAGCUCACACACGCUAUUGUUCAGACACGGACAUUAGAGAGUUAACUGCUCAACCCCUUUGAACUCUGUUGCUUGCCAAAACAGCAGCACCAACUGUGAAUAUUAUUGUAAAACACUGUAACACUAUGCACAGUUUGAGCGAUAAUGCUGCGCUAACCGCAUUGCAGUGAUUUUCAGUGUGGUACUAGUACCACUGGCAGGAUGUGGGCUCCCUCUAGUGGUAUGCAAGAGAAUUACUGCUUAAGUACAGUUCAACUGUAUUUCACUUUUUUUUCUUCCCCCCCAAUCCAACAUUUAUUGGUGUUUUUUGUUUUCACCCAAUCCUCCAUUUAUUCAUGUUUUUUUUUCGGGAGAAAAAACUAAUUACAUUUUAUAUUUCAUGGCAAUUAUAAUGAGCGUCAAUUCUAUUCACGGCCAGGCUCGGUUUUUAUCCCUAUAACACGGGGUCCACUUUAAAUACAUUUAAAUAUAAAAUUUAAGAACAAUUUGUUUUAAAACUUUUAGUUGCGUAAAAAUGUUAUUUAACUUUAGGUCCAGUACAUUUAUAAUUUUUUUUGGCUAUAUUUAAGUGCUCUUUUAACGUUGAAAACAUUUGUUGAGCACACCACAACUUUAUUUCUAGAGCACUUUAACGACAACCGCAGCUGUAACCAAGCGCUGUCCAUAAAACAAUAAAAGACAAUAAUUAAAAUAAUAAUAACACAAUCAUAAAUAACAAAAUAAAAUAUUAUUUUCUAAUUAAAAUGUGCAAGAGCCUGCUUUACAUUGGCAUUUAGCAUCCAGAAGGUGCAGACUUUAAUUUCCCUGGUGUUGCACAUGUUGUGUGAAGCUGUUAGUAGAUGAGAGAGAGAGGAGCAAGAUUGAAGUCUUCAGUGACCAGUAUGAAGGCGCCGGGGAUGCUGAAAUUUGAAUCUGGUGAUGGCGGCGCGUGUGACGUCACCGGCGUUUGCUACAAGCUGAGUUUGAAUGGCGAUCCGCUCCCUGCGUCGCUGGUCGACCUGGUGAGGAACUCCCCCGUCUCCUCCGUGGACGACCUGAAGCUGCUGCUGCAGCACGAGGCAGACGCAAUAGAAGAAGACGAUGAUCACGGCAUUCUCACAAACCAAACACACGGACGACACAUCAGAAGCAUCGCGGAGGCUGAGAUAGCCCAGCAGGCGGCGUGCAGAGUUCGGACCGAGGUGAUGGAGGUGACCAGGGCCAUGCUGGACCGUCGCAACGCUAACUUCAUGCUGUGGCCGCCCUGCGUGGAGGUGCAGCGAUGUUCGGGCUGCUGCAACACCCGGCUGCUGCAGUGCGUACCUGCCGUCACCUCCAGCAGAUACCUGCAGGUGAUAAAGAUCCAGUACAUCAACAGGAAGGCCCACUACGAGAAAGCCAUCAUCUCGGUGGAAGACCACUUGGCGUGCAGGUGUCAGCCGUCCUCGCCCAACCCGGCGCCGCUUACCCCGCCGUCCCACCCUCACCCGCCUCUCCCCCGGGCGGCCCACCCGGCUCCGCCGAUGCCCCGCGGCUCCAAGGCCGACCUCCACCGCAACGACGACCUGAAGCGCAACCAGCGGUUCUACAACAGCGAGGAGCAGGAGCCGGCGGCGAGGCGGUGGCCGCAGGGGGGAUACACGCAGCUGGUGCGCUGGACGCAGCCCAGGCCGCAGCAGUCGGCCGACGGCUGGCCGUCGGACGCGCGGGCCGAUCGCGGCGUAACGGGAAACCCGCCGCAGGUCGGCCCGGGGAGCGGACACGAGGGCAGUCGCGAGGAAGGCGGCCAAGUGCGUCGUCGGCAGUUCCCAUCCCGUAGCUACGAGCGCGGAGAGUCCGAGGAUCGCAAUCUCAGGACGCAAUAUCGACUCAACGCCCCCCAGUCGGACGGCGCCUCCCUUCCCGAGCCGACCCCGUCGCCCCAAUCGCAACAAAGCCCCACCCCUGUUUUGCGCAUUUCCACCAACCACAAAGACUCGGUGAGCGGCCGGCCCAACAUUGAGGCGACGCCGACGCACCCGAGGACGCAAGCGGAACGUCAAACGGGGAGCGGGAGGCGGCACAGUGAGUCGGCCGAUCAGGGCGUGGCUAAGGACUUGACGCCGGCCAAUAGUGGAGGUCAGCUCACAGAAGAGGAGAGGAGGCAGAAGGUUCUGGAAGUGGUUCAGGGGGAGCUAGACCGACCCACUCAUCUUCAUCCUCAGCAAAGACCUGAGCUGGGGCUCGCAACGGCGGCGCCGCCACCCUCCAGCCGCCAGACCCCUUUCAGGCCGGCGUCCCCCCGUCGUAGGAGGAAACACCGCAAGCGCAUCAGCAAGGAGGCCAUGAGAGCCAUGAUCAUGUAGAGCUGAGGAGCAGGGAUCUGUGAAGCAAACCAAAGGCUGCGGGGCCCAGAAAAGCAGCGCCAAAGGGUGCAUGGACGCACCGGACGCUACCAGUGCGGGACCAGAUACACACUGGAUGAACAUUGGAUUCACACUGGACACACGCUGGACAUUGACGACAGAUGCGGGUGGAUGUCAGCGGACGAAAUGUUUAAAAAAAAACAAAAAAAGUGCAAUCUUAAAAACUCGGAGCAGAGGAAGUGUGUCGCACUAAACACUGGAUGGACUCGGGCUACGUUGUCCUGCACCUCAUGGGAUGUUCACUGGACACCGAAGGGCGCUUUUCUGCUUCUUUUUGGCCACGUCUAACCCGCUCACGUUGUACUACUGCCACCUAACAUGGAGCUCCAAAUACUACUGUACAAGGACAAACAUACUGUACAUGAUCAUAUUAAAAGCAGUCUUAAAAGACGUGGCUUUUUAGAGGGACGCUGUGAGACAGUUAAUAGCCCGACACCGUAUAUGUAUAAACGCGUCUAGCAACUUUUUAUUUCUUAACUUAUUUAAAAAACACAAAACAAAACAAAAAAGGAUGUUGAAGUCCUUCGGUUCUCAAGUGUAAUUAUUAUGAUGAUGGUAUUAUUAUUAUACUGAUAAUAACGAUAACAAUUAUUAUUAUUGUUGCUGUUUCAAGUCAAAGGAACUGUUGGUUGUACACACUGUAACUGUAAUGAAUGUUAUUUUUCAUAGAAAAUAAAAAAGCUCAAGAGAUA
This is a messenger RNA of Phyllopteryx taeniolatus (common seadragon), 3548 nucleotides long. It is a transcript of the gene pdgfba, whose product is annotated as platelet-derived growth factor beta polypeptide a. The transcript has 7 exons. The record is from RefSeq and is a predicted model, not a curated record. Gene Ontology annotation, biological process: platelet-derived growth factor receptor signaling pathway; positive regulation of ERK1 and ERK2 cascade; positive regulation of phosphatidylinositol 3-kinase/protein kinase B signal transduction. Gene Ontology annotation, molecular function: growth factor activity; platelet-derived growth factor receptor binding. Gene Ontology annotation, cellular component: membrane. The coding region runs from base 1312 to 2796 and encodes 494 amino acids. Lineage: Eukaryota; Metazoa; Chordata; Actinopteri; Syngnathiformes; Syngnathidae.